This is a messenger RNA of Parastagonospora nodorum SN15, 1143 nucleotides long. RefSeq lists its product as hypothetical. Gene Ontology annotation, molecular function: oxidoreductase activity. The transcript is spliced from 2 exons. The record is from RefSeq and is a predicted model, not a curated record. Lineage: Eukaryota; Fungi; Ascomycota; Dothideomycetes; Pleosporales; Phaeosphaeriaceae. The coding region runs from base 1 to 1143 and encodes 380 amino acids.
AUGUUUCAAUUCUUCAUCCUCUUGAUCCCCUUCUUCGUUGUCUAUCUCAUACUCGCCUUCGCCAUCCCCGGAAUAUCCAAAGUCUCGGUCCGCGCGCGCGAAAUGGUCUCCCGCGUCGGCAAGCGCUACGCCGACACAACCGUGCUCGUCGGCGAAUUCCUCGUCAACGACAUCGACAGCGAGCGCGCAUGCAUCGCCAUCAACCGCAUGAAUUGGAUCCACGCGCGCUACGGCCGCGCUAUCAAGAUGGACCAGAUGGUGUACACGCUGUGUCUGUUGACGUGCGAGGCGCUGCUGUGGAUCGAUCGGUAUGACUGGCGCGCGACGACGGCGCUGGAGAAACAUGCGAGUUGGGUGUUUUGGAGCGAGGUGGGCAGGCGGAUGGGGUUGGUGGGUGUGCCGGGGAGUUUUGAGGAGUGUGUGGUGUAUGUGGAGGAGUUUGAGGGGAGGGAGAUGCGGGCGAGUGAGGAUAAUAGGGUUGUUGCAGAGGGUGUGUUUGCGCUUUAUGCGUCGAGUGUUCCGGCGUUUUUGGGACCGGCGGUGCAUGCAGUUUUGGUGGCGUUUAUGGAUUCGAGGUUGAGUGGCGCGUUUAUGGUUUCUGGACGAUGGACUGCGGCUGUGAGGAAGGCACUUGAGUUUGGGCUGGGUGUGCGCAAGCACUUUGUUCGACACUUGAUGCUGCCGCGGACAUCGACUCUACAGGUCUUUGGCGAGGAAAAUGAGGCUGGGUACCGUCCGAUGAUGUUCUGGGAAAUUGAGCCAUGGUAUGUUGCGAGCUCGAAGAGUUGCAGCUGGGUAUACACUGCCUAUACGAGGUUCUUUGGGCUCCCGGUUGCUGGUGACGCGAAGUUCAGGCCGGAAGGCUAUAAGUUACAUGAGAUUGGACCGAAGCACUUGGAAGGCAAGGGUGGCGAGGAUGUCUUGUCUUUUGUGAAGGACAAUGAGGCUCGCGCAUUCACUACGUUUGGUCAGUUCGACAAUGCAGUCUACACGAGAAGCGGAUGCCCGAUGAACUUCGAGGAGAGGAAAGCUGAGGGCAAGAGGUCAGAAAAACUGGCUGAGAAGGCGAAGGCUGCAUGCCCCAUGGUCCUCGCCAAGAAGCUGAAGGGGCAGUGUCCGCUGGACUUUACACAGACUCCAUAG